Molecule: messenger RNA, 1506 nt
Organism: Tetrahymena thermophila SB210
Lineage: Eukaryota; Ciliophora; Oligohymenophorea; Hymenostomatida; Tetrahymenidae
Product: DJ-1/PfpI family protein
Exons: 1
Source: RefSeq, a predicted model, not a curated record
AUGGCUUCAAAAUAUUGCGUUUUAUAUUCUUUGAUACUAAUUUUGCUUAUCUGCUAAGUUAGUUCUUUAAAAUAUGAAACUAUAACUAAAUUAUAAGAUGUUUUAGGAAGUGGAGAUUCCUAUCCUUCUUAGCUACCAGUUGCCUCGUCAAAAAGAGCCUUAGAAAAUGUGAAAGUCCUUUUUGCUUUCUCUCAUGGCGUUGAAGAUUAAGAAGUUUACUACUUUUAUAACUAUUUGAUUGAUAGAGGAACUAAAUAAAUUACUCUAGGAAUUGACUAUAACGGUUUGGAAUCAGAUGUUAUUCUUAGUGAUUUCUACAAGCCUUCAUACAGAAUUCCUAAAUAGUUUACUAUGGAUAUUAACAAAGUAAAUUUUAAUGAUUACGAUGUCAUAUACAUUCCAGGUGGUUUACCUAGUUCAUCAGCUUUGAGAAAUAAUCAAUUAUUUAUACAAAACCUUAAAUCUUUCUAUGAAAAUAAGCAAAACUAAGAAAAACUGGUAAUAUUUAUGUGCUCAGGAACAGAAGUUUUUAUUUAGUCAGGAAUCAUAAGUGAUUAUCAUGGCUUAAACUUAACAGGCAGUCCUGCUUCAGUUCAUACAUUCUCAACAUACUUAAAAGCCCAUAAUAUUCCUUUAAAUACUUUUACUUCAAUUCCAGCUAUCAAUCUUAAGACUUAUAAUAAACCUAGAGUAAUUCUAGCUCGUGAUCCAAACGCUUCAACCUAAUUUGUAACUAUGGUGUCUAAUGAACAUUUUCACUUGAAUGAGAAAUUACCAUCCGCAAACGAUUUUACUCCACUUAGAACAAAAGAUGGUUACCCAGCAGGAAAAUUUUAUCUUAAAGGGUUAUUUGAAAUGAUUCCAGAAAAUACUAUCCUAUCCUCGCUUCCUAUUGCAAAUUCGAUUAAACACUUAAUGAGUUAAAAUCGUUUCUUAAGAUCUGAAUAUUAAGAGAUGUUAGCUGAUAGCCAAAAGAUCUCAUUGAUUGCUAUGUCAAGUGGUGUAGUUUAAAGAGAAAUUGAUUAACUAUUUGAAAAGUUAAAAUUUUCUCCAAACUUAAGUUAUACAAUUUGUCCAGGUUGGGUAAAGUAGUAUAAAAACUCCUAAAUAUUUACUUUUAGCUACCCACCAACACAACCUUUAAAGAAAAUUAUUUGUGAUUAUUCUUAUGAAGAAAUUUUAGAGAAAAAAAUUCCUUUCGAUAAUAUCAUCAUUCCAGGUGGUCUUUUCUCUACAAACGCUGUUCUUAGAAAUGAUGAUGGAUUUUUAGAUUUCUUGAAUUAAGCCAUUAAACAGAAAUCAAAGCAAAUACUAUUUUCCUCCUCUGGCUUAGAUCUCUUACUUCCUUUGAAACUUAAAUAUCCAGAUAAUUAAUUGAUUUAAAGAAUUAAUGAAGUUCCUGAAGACAGAGAUGUAGGAGUUGAUACCAAACUAGCUGGGUUAAAUAAUAGGAGGGAUAAAAAAAUAAUUUCUUUAGAGUAAAUUACUUUAUCCACUUUUAAUUGA